AUGCGACUUAUCGACUGCCAGGAUUUCGCCCUCAUUGAUAGGCAAGAUGACAUGGCGUAUCUUGCCCUCAGCUACGUUUGGGGCCUGGCAAACGAAGAUCUCGUUGCCCUUGUUGCACCGGAAGAUGGCGAGCCUGAUGAUAACCGCCAUUCUCGACGCCUGCCCACGCGAGUCCCCCGAGUUGUCUCUGAUGCCAUGACAGUGACAACUGAUCUCGGCUAUCGCUACCUCUGGGUAGACCAGUUUUGCAUUGAUCAAAAGGCCGACGCGGCUGUUCUCGUCAAUCUCAUUUCUCAGAUGGACCUGAUAUACAUGUCAGCUCAGCUUACCAUUAUAGCGGCGAGCACAAGUGGCGCCUUGCCCGGUGUCGGGGACACUCCGAGGACACAGCAGAAGCUUCUGAGCAUACCACCUCCAGGAGCCCCUGGGUCUUCGGACGACGCCGGCGGCUUCACAAUAUUCACGACGAGCCCGCACGUGUAUGAGAGCGUCAAGAAAUCAGUCUGGUACCAACGCGGAUGGUGCUUCCAGGAGUCUGUCCUCUCUCCGGCCCGUCUGUACUUUACCGACCACGAGACUUUAUUCCAGACUCACAGUUCUGCCUUUAGCGAG
Microdochium trichocladiopsis is the source of this 612-nucleotide messenger RNA. Its product is annotated as heterokaryon incompatibility protein-domain-containing protein. The annotation marks the transcript as partial. NCBI's taxonomy places the organism in Eukaryota, Fungi, Ascomycota, Sordariomycetes, Xylariales, Microdochiaceae. The transcript has a single exon. The record is from RefSeq and is a predicted model, not a curated record.